Molecule: messenger RNA, 1358 nt
Organism: Carya illinoinensis
Lineage: Eukaryota; Viridiplantae; Streptophyta; Magnoliopsida; Fagales; Juglandaceae
Product: NAC domain-containing protein 2-like
Exons: 3
Coding region: 203-1072 (289 amino acids)
Biological process (GO): regulation of DNA-templated transcription
Molecular function (GO): DNA binding
Source: RefSeq, a predicted model, not a curated record
CGGCUUCCUCAUUUACUCUGCACUCUCAGAUUAUCCGGAAGACGAAACAACGAAGGGCGACAAUUUUGGAAACACAGAGUGAGAGAGAACGAGAGAGAGAAGAGAAGAAGGAGAGAGCUUGUUGAUAGGUUAAGUUUACUUCCAGAAGAAGAAGAAGAAAGGAAGAAGUAGAAAGCGAAGCUCGAGGGGAUCGGAAAAGUGAAUGACGAGUGAGCUACAGUUACCACCAGGUUUCAGAUUUCACCCCACUGAUCUGGAGUUGGUGAAUCAUUAUCUCUGUAGGAAAUGUGCGUCUCUGCCUCUCGCAGUUCCUAUUAUUAGGGAGAUCGAUCUCUACAAGUUUGAUCCAUGGCAGCUCCCAGAACUUGCUCUGUACGGUGAAAAGGAGUGGUAUUUCUUCUCCCCAAGGGACAGGAAAUACCCAAACGGUUCCCGACCGAACCGGGCUGCUGGAAACGGGUACUGGAAGGCGACCGGAGCCGACAAGCCCAUUGGCAAGCCGAAGCCCUUGGGAAUCAAGAAAGCACUUGUUUUCUAUGCCGGCAAAGCCCCCAAAGGAGUCAAAACCAACUGGAUCAUGCACGAAUACCGCCUUGCAAAUGUAGAUAGGUCUGCCGGAAAGAAAAACAACUCCAGGCUUGACGAUUGGGUCUUAUGUCGAAUCUACAACAAGAGAGGCACAGUGGAGAAAAGCUAUACUACGACGGAGCAAAAGAUGGCAAGUUUCCCGGAAGUCGAGGAGCAGAAACCAAAAAUUAUGAUGCCGGCCGGGCAGAACAUAGCACCGUCACCGAUGAUCGGUAACUACCAAUUACACACGGAGACGACGUCGGAUUCGGCGCCGAGGUUGCACACGGAGUCGAGCAGCUCGGAACAGGUGGUGUCGCCGGACGUGACGUGGGAGAAAGAGGUCCAGAGCGAGAUGGAGAGUGGCUUCAAUUAUUUUGAUAAUCUUCAGUUCAAUUUCAUGGAUGGGUUUGCAGAGGACCCUUUUGCGUCUCAAGUUCAGUACCAAAUGGACCAGCUCUCACCUCUUCUGGACAUGUCCAUGUACCUGCAGAAGCCAUUUUAACCUAAUGGUUGAGAUCUAUUUAGAUGAAUUGGGACCCUCCAAAAUGUGGGCGGCCCCAAAAAAUAUGUUGAUUCGUUUUAUUGUUCUAUACAGUAGUACAGUUCCAUGGUGGAACCAGACAAUCUUUGUCUGAGUUUGUGCACGUGCGAAAGAGAUCCAAUGUGAUCUCUCAACCGGACGUGUUAGAUCUUCUGUGUUAAUAUGUGUCGACCCAUGUAGGAGAAUUGUCGAAUCUUUCAACUCUUGAAAAUCGUAGCAAAUAUAUAUUGAAAUUUCUAAAAAGAAA